GCCGCCCAGCCGUUUUUGGGCGGAGGGGGCGCGCAGAGCGGACUCCCCCGGCGGAAGGGCAGAGGCGGCGCAGACCGGAGCCCACCCAACUCCGGUUUCCAUUUCCCCCGCCCUCCGGCCCUCUCUAAACUUGUCCUGUCCUGUCCAGUCUCCCCCCACCCCUCUCCCCGUCCUUCACCCCAGCCAUCCUCCUCCUCCUCCGUGAGUGUGUGUGCGCCCCAUCCACUCGCUAAUUGAAGAGCUGGGAUUCCUCACGCGGCGCCUGCAUGCACGUAGUGUGACAUUUUCAUAGUCCGCCUGCUGCUGCCAAAGGGGCUUGGGGGCAAGACAAAAAAAACGAGGGUUGCAGCCCGCGGUGCGCGCCUCCCCGAGCCGCCAGGAAGAUGAACAAGCUCUACAUCGGCAACCUCGGCGAGAACGUCAGCCCUCUCGACCUGGAAAGUCUCUUUAAGGACUCCAAGAUACCCUUCUCGGGCCAGUUUCUGGUGAAGACGGGGUACGCCUUCGUGGACUGCCCCGACGAGAGCUGGGCCAUGAAGGCCAUCGAGGCACUUUCAGGUAAAGUGGAGCUGCAUGGGAAACUCAUAGAAGUUGAACAUUCGGUCCCGAAAAGACAAAGGAGUCGGAAGCUUCAGAUCAGGAAUAUCCCGCCUCACUUGCAGUGGGAGGUGCUGGAUAGUUUGUUAGCUCAGUAUGGAACUGUGGAGAACUGUGAGCAAGGUACUGUUUCUCAAUUUGCUUUUAAAUUUGGAGUGGGGAGGGGGUGCACACUGAACUUACCCUGUUCUGUUGCAUUUCCCUUUCUAGUGAACACUGACACGGAGACUGCAGUUGUAAAUGUAACAUAUGGCAAUAAGGACCAGGCUAGACAAGCAAUAGAAAAACUGAACGGGUUUCAGCUUGAAAACUAUUCCUUGAAAGUUGCAUACAUCCCUGAUGAGAUGGCAGCCCAGCAACCUCCGCAACAACACCCCCAGGGAAGACGUGGAUUUGGCCAGAGGGGUCCUCCCAGGCAAGGGUCACCUGGCGCAACCACACGGCAGAAACCACAGUCGGACGUUCCUCUACGGAUGCUGGUUCCCACGCAGUUUGUAGGAGCCAUUAUCGGGAAAGAAGGAGCAACAAUCAGAAAUAUUACCAAGCAGACUCAGUCCAAAAUUGAUAUUCAUCGUAAAGAGAAUGCAGGUGCUGCUGAGAAACCAAUUACCAUCCACUCAACUCCUGAAGGCUGCUCAACAGCUUGUAAAAUUAUUAUGGAGAUCAUGCAAAAGGAAGCUCAAGAUACUAAAUUUACAGAAGAAAUUCCCUUGAAGAUCCUGGCACAUAACAACUUUGUUGGCCGACUUAUUGGCAAAGAAGGAAGAAACCUGAAGAAAAUUGAGCAGGACACAGAUACUAAAAUCACGAUAUCACCAUUGCAGGACUUGACACUCUAUAAUCCGGAAAGGACCAUUACAGUUAAAGGCAGUAUUGAAACUUGUGCCAAGGCCGAGGAAGAAAUUAUGAAGAAAAUCAGGGAGUCCUAUGAAAAUGAUAUUGCUGCUAUGAAUCUUCAAGCACAUUUAAUUCCUGGAUUAAAUCUGAAUGCCUUGGGUCUGUUCCCACCUUCUUCUUCAGGGAUACCACCUCCCGCAGUGAGUGUUGCCUCUGCUGCUGCUGCUGCUUCAUAUCCACCAUUUGGGCAACAGCCCGAGUCUGAAACUGUUCAUCUGUUCAUCCCAGCCUUGGCAGUUGGAGCUAUUAUUGGCAAGCAGGGACAGCACAUCAAACAACUUUCUCGUUUUGCAGGCGCAUCUAUUAAGAUUGCCCCUGCUGAAGGACCAGAUGCUAAGCUGAGAAUGGUUAUCAUCACUGGACCUCCAGAAGCUCAGUUCAAGGCUCAAGGGAGAAUCUAUGGGAAACUUAAAGAAGAAAAUUUCUUUGGACCUAAAGAAGAAGUGAAACUUGAGGCUCAUAUAAAAGUGCCAUCCUAUGCUGCUGGUAGAGUUAUUGGUAAAGGAGGCAAAACAGUAAAUGAGCUUCAAAACUUGACAAGUGCAGAAGUUGUAGUCCCUCGUGACCAGACACCUGAUGAAAAUGAUCAGGUGGUUGUGAAAAUAACUGGUCAUUUCUAUGCAUGCCAGCUUGCUCAGAGAAAAAUUCAGGAAAUACUGGCUCAGGUAAGAAGGCAGCAGCAACAGCAAAAAACAUUGCAAAGCGGACAGCCUCAGCCAAGACGAAAAUAAAGGUUUAGGAAAUGGCCCAUCAGAGACAGAUGCCAGACCAAAGACAGACUGUGUGACAGAGAGACAGGUGGUGAGCACCUGUUGAAGUUUUAUGCAGAAGAUCCACCAAGCCAAUCACCUGUUCGAGGACCAGGCAACCGUUGAACGCUGUCUCUGAGAAUGUAUUCUUUAGGCUCUCUCAAACUUUUGAAACCCAGCUUUAAAAUAAGGACCCCUUCACUUCCCUUUUGUUCUAUUCUCACAAUUUAACAUAAACUCGUUAGUCUUUUUUAUUGUUCUUAUUAUUCCCCAACAACUUUAGAACUUGGUUUAAUGAAGCUUUCUCUUCUGAGUUCACUGGUUAAAAAAAAAAAAAAAAAAAGAAAAAAAAACCAA
Molecule: messenger RNA, 2600 nt
Organism: Hirundo rustica (Barn swallow)
Lineage: Eukaryota; Metazoa; Chordata; Aves; Passeriformes; Hirundinidae
Gene: IGF2BP3
Product: insulin like growth factor 2 mRNA binding protein 3
Exons: 16
Coding region: 384-2225 (613 amino acids)
Biological process (GO): nervous system development; regulation of gene expression
Cellular component (GO): cytoplasm; cytosol; nucleus
Molecular function (GO): mRNA 3'-UTR binding
Source: RefSeq, a predicted model, not a curated record